CCGUUUCCAAACAAUACUCAGGAAAAAGCCACGUUGACGUCCCAGGCUGAAGUGUAGUCCACAUUUUGAGGCAGAAUAAAGCAGGAAUUUAGUUUGUCGGACGCUCUCGGAUCCUCUCCGCUGCAGACUCCACAUCAGUGCAGACAUGUCGUCGCCGCCGAAGGAGAAAGUGGAAACCAAAGGAGGACAUGCCCCUGCAGUAAAAGCAGGAGGUAUGAGGAUAGUGCAGAAGCACCCUCAGGCCGCUGCUCCCGAGCCACCGCAGAAAGAUGAGGAUGAAGAGGAGUACGUCAGCAGCAGUCCACCAAGGGCCCCUAUGAUUGUGUCUGGAGUGGUGACAAAGGGUGAUAAGGACUUCACCCCUGCAGCCGCCCAGGUGGCUCAUCAGAAGCCCCAGCCUUGUGUCCCCAAGCCUCCCACCAACCAGCACAUCAAACAUCACAUCCAGCAGCCACGCAAGUGAACUAGGCAGCAGGCUACGAAAGGCGACGCUAACUCCACCAGCCGGCCUUCCCAAUGGAACACAUAGGAUGAAGACGUUUCCCCACCAGGCACAGAUCUCCUCAAAAUAAUCAGAGUAGUUUUUCAUAGCUUGUUGCAUUAUAUUUAUCAGCAGCAGAUACCCUAAUGCAAAGACAGCCAUUGUAGAAGUCCCGCUCUCUACACCGCCGCUGCUUUAAUGCGGCACUAUUACUUCUGCACUUUUGUAUCUUCUCCUUAAGAGGGAUUAUUUUGACAAUUGUAUAGUCUUAAGUGGUAUAAAUGAGUGGACGGGCUUCUAAAAUGGCUGUCAUUCCAGGAUUAAACAAUAAAGGAGUCAUCUCAGAUCUGAGUCUGGUGGGGGGAACUCUCACCCCCAGCAAUGUGCCGACCAAUCACAGCAACCAGCCAAUCACAGCAACCUAUCAAUCAGGCCAACUAACCAACCAAUCACCUCGCAGUGAUGAGCCUCAGCUCCAGCCUUCUACCUACGAUCUUCACAGACCAAAAGAACCAAUCGACAAAUCAUGAGGUGGACGCCACUUUUACAUCUUCACCACAAACCAAAAAGAAACCCAGAGAGCAGCUUCUAAAUUGCGAAAGUCAAUUUGGUGUGUGUAUCACCACUGAGGGUGUUGCCAAAUUGCACGGAUACAGCAUGGACCAGAGGGAGUUAGAGUAGCCAAUUAAAUGACAGCAUUAACCAAAUUUUAGCGGCAACUUUGACAAGCAUUCCAUUCGGCCAUUUCAAUAUUAUAGAUGCCAAGUAACGAGAACCAAUUAGAUGCAAAACAUGACCCAUUUCCCUGUAAUUAUGGCUGUCAUAAAUAGCUACUUGAUGCAUGUCGUUAGUGUUAUAACUCAAGAUGGCUAGCUAAUUAAGCUUUUGGGCCACAGCAAUAUAUAUUUAGCUUCUGCACAAGCUUCCUCCUGUGUCAGUGUUCGUACCUUGUAUUUAUCAGAGAGGAGUCUCACUGAUCUACUCUCCAUUUAUGCCUGUAAUAAGGUCUGUCCUUCGCUGGCAAGUUUGAAUGCAACCUGAAUAUGCUUCACAGGAAAAUAAAAUCUCCCAUUAGUGCCUCAUUGCUUAGAUUUCAGGAUUUUCUGUCGCAUUUGAGUUGCAUGGAAUUCAAUUUCAUCUGCUUCCUGCUGGAGUUAACCAGGCUGAAAAUAUAGCCGACAGUGUCAUGUAAAUCUGAAAGAUACUGUGAAGCAGCUGUAGGACGCUUUGUGUUAUCAUUAGCAUUAGCCUGAACAUCACAAUGUUGAACAAAGCAUUGCAGAGAAGUGGCUCAGAAACAAAAGUGAGGCUCUUAACUGUCAGAUGAAGGCAACAAGGUCAUUGCCGUGCAAAAACAUUCCAUAGAAACAAGUUUGUCAGUGUACAAGGAUAGUUCAAGACUGCAGGUAUUGCUCGUUGCAUAUCAGAAAACUGUAUCAGCUCCCAAAAAUCCAGAUCGCCAUUUCCCUAGAAAUUAUACAUAUUUCGAUACACACACAGACACACCACCCUUCUCCUUAAGCACCCAUCCCCUUACACUCAAGUGUCAAUUGUUGCAACACUAACAUUCAGGUUUCCAGGAAUGAAAGAAAGAAAUUUAUCUUGCCAAGAAGGAACGAUUUCCUAUGUUAAUUUAAGUUUGAAAGAGUUUUAUUUUUGUUUUUCUCUGUUCUUUUUCUUGAGAAAAUUGUUCAAAUUGUAUAAAUCUUUAGUCAAUGAGUGGAAUUAGGUAUUAGGUGCGGUUGUGGUAGGAAAUAAAGAUAUAGACUAUCUUGAAAGA
Molecule: messenger RNA, 2261 nt
Organism: Epinephelus lanceolatus (giant grouper)
Lineage: Eukaryota; Metazoa; Chordata; Actinopteri; Perciformes; Serranidae
Gene: dap
Product: death-associated protein
Biological process (GO): apoptotic signaling pathway; negative regulation of autophagy; cellular response to amino acid starvation
Molecular function (GO): death domain binding
Source: RefSeq, a predicted model, not a curated record